AGACUGGACGCGGACUCGGCGCGCGGCCGGAGAACUUCUACCCAAGCCCGACUUCGCAGCUUCCAGCGGAGCAGAAGGCUGCGGGGAGGGAUAGAGGGAGAAGGAACUUCGGUCUCUGUCAGGGUGUCGGGGAAAGGGGCACUGGGGUCCCGAUCUUGGGGCAGCAACAGAGGAGCACGAAGCUCGGAGAAAAGAUGGAUCAUGUGAGCGGGACUGAGAGAUUUAUGGAGCUGAGCUCCCGCCGCUGUAAAUCACCCUGCCCUCCCCGGUAUAAAGCGCCCGUCCAGGCCGGUGUGGGAGAGAGGAGACGCUCGCUGCCCCCUGACCCCCAGCUCAGCGCCGUCUCCCGGCCCAGCCAGUGACCCGUCCAGCCUCCCUCAGUCGCCCCUGCCAUGUCCGAGGAGUCGACCCCGGGCCCCAAGGAGAGCCCGCCGGCCCAGCCACGGGCAGGCUCCCGCGAGGUGUGGAAGAAGGGCGGCCGCCUCCUGUCCGUGCUGCUGGCCGUGAACGUGCUGCUGCUCGCCUGCACGCUCAUCAGUGGCGGCGCCUUCAACAAGGUGGCGGUGUAUGACACCGACGUGUUCGCGCUGCUCACCACCAUGAUGCUGCUCGCCUCCCUCUGGAUCCUCUUCUACCUCCUGCGGACCGUGCGCUGCCCCAACGCCGUCCCCUACCGGGACGCGCACGCCGGCCCCAUCUGGCUCCGAGGUGGGCUGGUGCUGUUUGGGAUCUGCACUCUUGUCAUGGAUGUCUUCAAGACUGGCUACUACUCCAGUUUCUUUGAGUGCCAGUCGGCCAUCAAGAUCCUGCACCCUCUCACCCAGGCUGUGUUUGUCAUCGUCCAGACUUACUUUCUCUGGGUCUCCUCGAAAGACUGUAUUCACGUCCAUCUGGAUCUGACCCGGUGCGGUCUCAUGUUCACCCUCACCACAAACCUGGCCAUCUGGAUGGCAGCUGUGGUGGACGAGUCCGUGCACCAGACCCACUCCUAUGAUAGUUCCCACAGCAACACCAGCCACCUUCGCCUCGCCCUUGACCCAGAGCGUGCAGGCAGCUCGGUGGGAGGAGACUGUUCCUGCAACACGGCCAUCUGCCAGAUCUUCCAGCAGGGCUACUUCUACCUGUAUCCCUUCAACAUUGAGUACAGCCUGUUUGCGUCCACCAUGCUGUACGUCAUGUGGAAGAAUGUAGGCAGGCUGCUGGCCUCCUCCACCCACGGCCACGGCCACACCCCUUCCCGGGUCAGCCUCUUCCGGGAGACCCUUUUCGCUGGCCCGAUCCUGGGCCUGAUGCUCUUCGUGGUGGGGCUGGCCGUCUUCAUCAUCUACGAGGUCCAAGUGAGUGCGGAGGGGGGCCGCCUCCAGCAGGCCCUGGUCAUCUACUACAGCUUCAACAUCAUCUGUCUGGGGCUCAUGACCUUGGUCAGCCUGAGUGGCUCGGUCAUCUACCGCUUUGAUCGCCGGGCCAUGGAUCACCAUAAGAACCCCACUCGGACCCUGGAUGUGGCAUUGCUGAUGGGCGCGGCCCUGGGCCAGUACGCGAUCUCCUACUACUCUAUCGUAGCCGUGGUGGUGGGCACACCCAGGGACCUGCUGGGGGCGCUCAACCUAGCCCAUGCUCUACUCAUGAUUGCCCAGCACACCUUCCAGAAUGUGUUCAUCAUCGAAAGCCUCCACCGGGGACCGCCCGGGGCUGAGCCCCAUGAUACCACCCCCAAGGAACCCUGCCAUGGUCUUACCUUUGCCAACCUGGAUGCCCUCCACACCUUGCCUGGCUGCCCACCCACUCCUAGGCUGGUCGGCACCAACCCAGUGGGCCCUCAUGAAGCAGUGGCCAUCAUCUUGGCCCCCAGGGGCCACUGGAGACGCCGGUGCCUGAAGGACAUUUCUCUGUUUCUCCUGCUCUGCAAUGUCAUCCUGUGGAUCAUGCCUGCCUUCGGAGCCCGCCCUCACUUCAGCAACACCGUGGAGGUCGACUUCUAUGGCUACUCCCUUUGGGCGGCCAUCGUCAACAUCUGUCUGCCCUUCGGCAUCUUCUACCGUAUGCACGCUGUCUCCAGCCUGCUGGAGGUCUACGUGUUAUCCUGAAGCCCCUGAGAGACACGUAGGGGUGGGGCUCAGUUCAUGUGCCCACUCAGAGACACCCCCCGCCCCACAGGAAAGAACCCCAGGCUGGCAGUCACUGUGCCACAUUACCACCCCAGCCCCCUUACCCCCCCAACCCUGCCCCAGGGGACCCAGGGUAGAAUUUGCACCAAAGUUAUUUUUCCAGGAUGAGUUUUUACAUCACAAUCAGACAUACCCACCCACCCCAGCAGAUUCUGCAGCAUGGAGUGGGUGGGGAGGAGAGAUCUCUCCCUAGAGCAGCCAGGACCAGGCAAGAUCAGCAAGUGUCUGCGGUUCUGGCCCCACCCCUGAUGCCAGCCACGUGGCUUGGCCAGGACUGCAGUCUGGAGCUGGAACCGCCUCCAGCUCGCCCCCUGCCCCCCACUUCUUGUUUCAGCCUCCCCGUCUGAGACAAUUGCAGGAGAGGAUCUUGGGGCUCAGAGCUGGAAGGAACCCUGGAGAUUUUUAGGUCUCAAGCUUUUCAGUGAGGCAAAUCGGAGUUACAGGUGGUUACAGACUAGUAAGUACCUGGGUGGCUGGGAGGGGCUGGACAGAGUACGCAGGCGGCCAUCUUCCUCUUCCCCUGAUCCUCAAAGGCCAGAUACAUUUGUUUAUGUGUUCCAUGAAGCAGGAAAGCUUAGGAAAGACUGACCUAGCCCAACUAGGUCACGUUACCUCUCUUUUUACAAAGGAAACUGAGGCCCAGAGAGGUAAAGUGACUUGCCCAAGGUCACAGAGCUAAAGAGAGCCAGAGCCUUUCUACUAAGAAUAAUUUUCAAACAGCAGAACUUCUUUUUCUUUAAAUAAAAUAUUUCAGGAACCCAA
Messenger RNA from Mustela lutreola (European mink), 2930 nucleotides. RefSeq names its product otopetrin 2 (gene OTOP2). The record is from RefSeq and is a predicted model, not a curated record. Gene Ontology annotation, molecular function: proton channel activity. The transcript has 8 exons. NCBI's taxonomy places the organism in Eukaryota, Metazoa, Chordata, Mammalia, Carnivora, Mustelidae. Bases 393 to 2087 code for a protein of 564 amino acids. Gene Ontology annotation, cellular component: membrane. Gene Ontology annotation, biological process: proton transmembrane transport.